Molecule: messenger RNA, 2763 nt
Organism: Zygosaccharomyces rouxii
Lineage: Eukaryota; Fungi; Ascomycota; Saccharomycetes; Saccharomycetales; Saccharomycetaceae
Product: glycoside hydrolase family 31 protein
Exons: 1
Coding region: 1-2763 (920 amino acids)
Biological process (GO): N-glycan processing; carbohydrate metabolic process
Cellular component (GO): glucosidase II complex
Molecular function (GO): alpha-glucosidase activity; carbohydrate binding
Source: RefSeq, a predicted model, not a curated record
AUGCAAUUGAGUUGGUUUCUACAAUUACUCUUAUUUUGGUGCCAUCUGCACCUUGUAUCUGCUUUUGAUCGGUCAGUGCUGAAAACAUGCAGCUCCGCGGGGUUCUGUAAGAGAAACCGUUACUAUGGAGAAAGUAUCCAGGGAAACAACACGUCAUCCUCGUACUAUGUGAUUGAUGAAUCUAGCGUUCGAUACGAUGGAGACGAGUACAGUCUCCAUGCCAACGUUAUAAAGAGUAUUCCUAGUGGUAUCAAGGUUGAAUUGCCAUUUACUUUGCAAUUGUUGCAAGAUGGUAAUGUUGUCAGGUUUACUAUCGAUGAGAGCAGACCCCACAAGGACUAUUUGCCAAAAGUCUUGAACCAAAGAAGGUACAACGAGACUAGUAAGUGGGCAUUUGCUGAUGUUCCUUCGAAAGUCCCCAUUGCCAAGCCUAGAAAGAUAGGAAAUAAAAUUAUUGUUGGUUCUAACUCUACCGAUUGCAGAGUUGAAAUUUCUCUCGAUUCUUUUCUCAUCAAUGUGUAUUGGAAGAAUGAAUUGAGUAUGGUAGUUAAUGAAAGGUCCUUUUUGAACUAUGAACAUUUGAGAUCUGAGGAUGAGAACUCGAAGAAUCUGUUGCCCGAAGAAUCGGAUUUUGAUAUGUUUCAUGAUAGUUUCAACUAUUCUCAAUCAGACACCAUCCCAUUUGGUCCUGAAUCUGUUGCAUUGGAUUUUACAUUCAAUGAAUUUGAGAACUUGUAUGGAUUGCCAGAACAUCCUGCUUCAUUCAGAAUCGAAGAAACUUGUGGCGGUGAACCAUAUCGUUUGUUUGCAGCUGAUGUUCCUCGUUAUGAUGUCGGUACUAGGAUGCCCACAUAUGGUAAUAUUCCAUUCGUCAUUGGAAAUAACGAAAAAUCAGCUGCAGGUUUAUUUUGGGUCAAUGCUGCUGAUACUUGGAUUGACUUUAAGUAUCCUGAAGGUAAAGCACAAUCUCAUUGGAUGUCAGAAACUGGUAUCAUUGACGUUGUGAUGUUCUUGGGAGACACACCAAUGGAAAUUGUCGAUAAAUAUACAAAUUUAACCGGUAGACCUGCCUUGCCCAAGGAAGCCGCUGUAGGCCAUCAUCAAUCCAGAUGGAAUUAUUACAAUGAAUCUGAUGUUAUGAAUGUUGAUUCCAAUAUGGAAAAGGGUAAUUUCCCUUAUGAUAUCAUUUGGUUAGAUUUGGACUAUACCGAUGAGAAGAAGUUUUUCACUUGGAAACCUGAUGCUUUCCCAAAUCCUGCCAGAUUGUUGAAGAAACUGGGUGAUUUAGGUAGAGGAUUGGUGGUUUUAAUUGAUCCUCAUUUGAAAAAAGAUUAUUACUACAGUAAUACAGUAAUUAAAAAUGAGGUUGCGAUAAAGAAUCGUACUGGUGACACUUUCUUUGGUACCUGUUGGCCAGGAGUUUCUGUUUGGAUUGAUACUUUUAGCGACCUUGGUAGUAAAGUUUGGGGGAACUUUUAUAAUAAUUUCGUCAAUGGUACUGAAAACCUAGGUAUUUGGAAUGAUAUGGAUGAACCAUCUGUCUUUGAUGGUAUUGAGACUACUGCGCCUAAGAAUUUGAUUCAUGCCGGUGGAUUCGAACACAGAGCUCUUCACAAUGCUUAUUCUUUGACCGUUCAUCAAGCCACUUAUAACGGGUUGUCCAAUAUUUUCAACGGGACUGCAAGACCAUUUGUUCUUACUAGAAGUCAUUUCGCUGGUUCUCAAAGAACUGCUGGUACUUGGACGGGUGACAAUGUUGCUAGUUGGAAUUAUCUGCAAAUUUCCAUCCCCAUGGUGUUAACUAGUAACGCUGCAGGUAUGCCUUUCACUGGUGCUGACAUUGCAGGAUUCUUAGAUAACCCUGAAGACGAAUUAAUUGUUAGAUGGUACCAGGCAGGUUUAUGGUACCCAUUUUUCAGAGCUCACGCUCAAAAUGAAACAAGGAGAAGAGAGCCUUUCUUGUUCAAAGACCCUAUCAAGAGUUAUGUGCGCAAUGCGAUCCAAUUAAGAUAUCAUUUGUUGCCCACAUUCUACACUGCAUUUUUCAAUUCAAACCUAAAAGGUUCGCCAAUUAUGAAACCAAUGAUCUUUGAAAAACCUAAAUACACUAACUUUGCCGCUGUCGAUGAUCAGUUCUAUGUGGGCGACAGUGGUAUUCUAGUGAAGCCAAUAACUGAAAAAAAUGUUUCCUUUGCAUACGUUCAAGUGGCGGAUGGUGUUUACUAUGAUUUCCAUGAUUUGAAACCUCAACAGACAUCCUCUAAGAAUGAUUCCUCUGGAAUCAAGUGCAUUGGUAUUGAAGCAGGUUUGGAUAAAAUCCCAGCUCUAUUAGAAGGUGGACAUAUUAUUACGAAGAGAGAUACCUACAGAAAAUCCUCCGUGUACUACCGUAAUGAUCCUUAUACGCUGGUUAUUGCACCUGAUGCAUUUGGUAAUGCUCAAGGUGAAUUGUACGCUGACGAUGGUAAGACAUGGGAUCACAAGAGUGGCCAAUAUUUGCACAGUGUAUUCUCAUUCCAAGACUUCAAGUCCAUUUCAGGAAAUACAAGUAAUGUUCCAUCCAAUGGUGAAGCAGCCGGUAACACCUUGAUUGACAAGAUCGUCAUUGCUAUUGGUAACAACAAUUCUAGUAUUGGUGACACUGUCAAGGUCAAUAGAAAUGGUGAGCUACAUACAGUCAAUGUCAACAAGACUAGUCCAUUUGAAGCUGUUAUUUCAAAUCCAAUGGUUUAUGCUAAUGAAACCUGGAAAAUCGAAUUAUAA